Molecule: messenger RNA, 363 nt
Organism: Aspergillus eucalypticola CBS 122712
Lineage: Eukaryota; Fungi; Ascomycota; Eurotiomycetes; Eurotiales; Aspergillaceae
Exons: 1
Coding region: 20-355 (111 amino acids)
Source: RefSeq, a predicted model, not a curated record
CCCUUGGAAGUUAUACAGCAUGGCUGACGCUCUGAAAGCUGAAGGCAACAAGGCCUUCUCCGCAAAGGACUAUGCUACUGCGGUGUAUGUAUCUUUCUCCCCCGGUUUACCCCGCUUGCAAAAACGUCUGGGAGGAUCUCAGCCAUGGACCGCAGCUGAUUGGCCUAUAGUGAGAAGUUCACCCAAGCUAUCGAAAUCGAGCCCUCAAACCACAUUCUCUACUCCAACCGCUCGGCUGUCUACUCCGCGCAAUCCCAAUACGAGAAGGCUCUCGAGGAUGCCAACAAGGCUACGGAUCUCAAGGCGGACUGGUCGAAGGGAUGGCUCCGCAAGGGUGCCGCUUACCGUGGUCUAGGCGACCUC